GCCCAGAUUUAUUGUAGAAUAUUCUUCUGAACUGUAGGUGGUACAGCAGAUAGAUGAAUUUAACAGAUUAAUGAGUGUUGCUGUCUAUUGCGUGUCUGUUUCUCUUUGGAAACUAUGCUUUUUUUGUUUAUGAAAAUGAGCGGCAAGUUUAUGUUAACUCCCUGUGUCUUUCACUACGGGAACGGUUUGAUCAUACCUAUUGAGCAAAUCUCAAGCAUAUCAACUAGAUCAUGUUUAAUACAUAGCUGUUCUAAAGGCUAUUCUACAAAGUAUCGUUUUGUAAAGUAUAUGAAAGCAAAUGUCAUUCUCCGACAAGAGAACAGAGUGGUGCGUCAUUUAAUCCUCACCUCAAUCUUGCUGCAAAGGAAAAUUUCGCAAUACUUACAAUGCAGACACCUAAUUACAGGGAGGAGUAACUGCUAAUCCCAAUCUCUUGUAAGACAUCUGUCAAAAGUCCAACACUACCUAAAAAGCAGAGCAAGAAGAAUCCUAAAGCAGUCAUAGUUUGUAAACAUAGUGUUUUUCUGAAUAAAAUAAAUUAUUAUAUUGUUAUAUGAGUUAAAUUCAUCGGGCAAUGUUGGUUUGGUUGGUUCACUGUAUAUUCCGUUUACUGUUUGCACAACUAAAUGGUUGUAAAAGUGCAUGUUCUUUUCCAAAUACUAUGUUUCAUUUUGUGAUUUUGUUUUCUUCAUGACAAUAGGCAACAUUUUUCAAUGAUAUAUCUCUUUAAUUUGUCCAUUUUGAUUUGUUGUACUUGCAUUUGAAUGACCAAUGUAAAUACUAAUAUAAUUGGAAUACUGAUGGAAAUGGCAAUUCAAAUUCAAAUGAUCAAGUGAGAAGUGCUGAGAUGUGAAUUUGUCCUUGACAUACAUACACUUUAUUUUAUUUUUGAGAAGGUAUUCCUAAAGCUUUGUGCAUUUAAUUCCACACUAAAUAUCAAGUGUUGGUCUUAACAAGGAGUAGAGGUAGGAACAUAUCCUCUGUUGUUUUUAGAAGUGCUAUUAUGGCUGCUGUCUAUUGAUGUUCUAGUCACAUUUUGAAUAUAAAAAUGUUAAUUUUGAAUCUGUAACAACUCACUGUAAUUUGUUCUAAAAUAAAUAUACCACCAGUAUUUGAAAUGUAAACAUCUUUCAUCAAGGGGUCAUGGCUAUUGAGCGAAUCCCAAGCAUUAUGGUGGGAGAUUUUGGAGGAAAAGAAAUACUGGGCCUCUGCCAGGAAGACCACCUGUUGAGUCUGAAGGCUCUCACUGAGAAGCUGCAGGUGGAGACAAGAAGGUCCUCUUACCUGGGGUGGAGGGCCCAGCUGGAGGCCCAGGCUACGAGGGGCCAGAAUGGGAAAGUGGAGUAUGUGGCAGUCACAGAGGACAAAUAUGCUCCUGGAUCUCUGAUGAGGCAGGGACCCAGGGCCGCAGGGCCUGGCAAGGGGUGUGGUGGAGAAUGCAUAACCUUUACAGGCCUCAGGGGAUUCGGCAGCAUAGACGAGGCCUUGGUCUGGCUGAGGAAAGAACUGAAAGAAAUGCGAGUACAGGACCAGCAGCUGGCCCAGCAACUGAUGUGCCUGCGCAGUGACAUCAGCAAGCUGAAGAUCGAGCAGACGUGUCACCUCCACCGCAAGAUGCUGAACGACACUACGCUUGAGCUGGAAGAACGCGCCGAGCUGUCAGACCUGCUCUGCGACUCACCCGUCACACCCAGAUUCGGGCUGUCUGCCCCGCUUAAGCUCAUUGGGGUCACCAAGAUGAACAUCAACGCCCGGCGCUUCUCCCUGUGCUAGCAGAGCUGAUGCAUGGGUGAGGGCACCUUCAAAACAUGUGGAUGUGUUUGAUGGAUGGUAUGAUGUGGUGGUAUGGAAGAAUGUGUUUUCACUGUGACAGAUUGUAAUAUAAAUAAAUAUCAGAUCUCAUUCGACAUAUUUUGAACAUGUAAAUCAUGUUUAAAGUUAUUAUUUUGGCUCGGUGGAGCUAACACCUUUGUUUGAGCUGAGAUUAGGAUUUGUAUGAAAGCUCAGUGCCUGUUUUUGAAUGACCUUUGUGUUCAUCUUAAACAAGCUCCAGCCUUUCUGACAAAAGCUUCACAUUGAGGAACCCUUUCAGCUGCAACUAAAAGUCUAUAGUGCACAUUAUUCAAGAGGAGACCCGAGGUCUUGUCUUGACACCUAGGAGUGUUGCCUUAUCAUUAGGCCACUGCACAGAAUUUAAGAACAUCUCUCUCAUUCUCAUUGACUUUUUUUAAUCAAAAACACAUUUUCUGUGUUUUGUAUUUGACUAAGUAGUAU
Messenger RNA from Clupea harengus (Atlantic herring), 2274 nucleotides. RefSeq names its product protein FAM167A-like. NCBI's taxonomy places the organism in Eukaryota, Metazoa, Chordata, Actinopteri, Clupeiformes, Clupeidae. The record is from RefSeq and is a predicted model, not a curated record.